Molecule: messenger RNA, 513 nt
Organism: Rasamsonia emersonii CBS 393.64
Lineage: Eukaryota; Fungi; Ascomycota; Eurotiomycetes; Eurotiales; Trichocomaceae
Exons: 1
Source: RefSeq, a predicted model, not a curated record
GACAGGCCGGUGGAGCGCACCAAUGGCACUAGACCGCCAUCGCUGCACACGCGUCGCAUCCACAGCAUCAUGGGGAUAUUCACUCGCCCAUCCAGGGGCGCAUGGGUCUGGCGGCCGGCGCGCAGUGGCUCAGGCGUCCUGCCGGCCUAUCGCCUGUCGAUCUCGUCUCCAGAGGGGGGUAGAAGUAUCAGCCCGUCUCAGCCCUCGCUUUCUCUCACCCCGGUCUUUCUUCCUUCUCAUCCAACUCAGACACAGUCCUUUCACGCUGCGGACCUCUUUCUUUUCAUCCCAGCGUCUGUUUUAUUGUUCGUCGGCUCUCUUCCCAGUCUCUCGCUCAUUCCAUUUCAUUCUUUUUUUUUUCUCUCUUCCCUUCGUAUCGCUCGCUACUCACCUGCUCAGGGGUUGGUCGUUGGAUACGGUGUCUCUGAACUGGUGGAAUCCCGUUUCUGUCCAUUAGAGGGUGCUGCACCCUGUUCGUUUUCGUGUCUCUUUUCUCUUCUUCCAGUUACUUGA